This is a messenger RNA of Tripterygium wilfordii, 1959 nucleotides long. RefSeq lists its product as uncharacterized. The record is from RefSeq and is a predicted model, not a curated record. The transcript has 6 exons. The coding region runs from base 395 to 1693 and encodes 432 amino acids. Lineage: Eukaryota; Viridiplantae; Streptophyta; Magnoliopsida; Celastrales; Celastraceae.
UGAGCUGAAUAGUAGAAUUGUGUCGUCGUCACCGUGAAACUUGACGCAGGUCUAAGCUGAAUGGUAGAUUUGGGUCGUCCUCACCAACUAUGGUUCUAAAGUUCUACGUGUACGCUCAUCCCCUACAAGUUGUGACUUGUGAUUUAUUAAGUAGUGGAUCACAAGUUUUUUCUUCUCCCAUAAAGAAAGCAAUUGUUUUUUGUGGUUCAAUAAAGAAAUGAAUACAAAAGAGGCUAGCCUAGCUUAGUUCCCGUGCAUCAUUUGAUCACGAGUCACGUGUGCGUGAUUUUUCCUUUUUGUUGUUGAUAAGUCUGGUAGUAAUAAAGACGAGACAUGAUAUCCUGGUCCUGGGUGAAGAUUAGAAGUUGCAAAAACAAGCAAAGUUUCCAAAACUAUGGAAGAUGAAGAACAGCUUUCUAGUAACAAGGUAGACAAAGGUGGUGCCUUGACUUUGAACCGAGAUGGAAUCGAAUCCAAGAGCUUUCGAUCACUUCUCAGCUGGUUUUGUCUGGAUCAUUCCAAUCUCUGGAAAUCUGGUGUUUCAUGGUCUGUCUUCUUUGUUCUGGGCAUUGGUGCCCCUCUGGUCUCCCACUUCGUUUUCUUGUGCUCAACUUGCGAUUCUGAGCACCAACGACCGUACGAUGCGGUUGUGCAAUUAUCUCUCUCUUCGCUUGCAGUCGUUUCGUUUCUAUGUUUAUCUGCCUGGGCUCGAAAGUUUGGAGUCAGGAGGUUCCUCUUCUUGGAUAAAUUGUCCGAUGAGAGUGACAAGGUUCGAGAAGGAUAUCAGAAGCACCUGCAGCGAUCAAUGAGGCUCCUAUGCAUAUUUGUCCUCCCCUGCUUUGCUGUUGAGAUUGUGUACAGAAUAUGGUGGUAUGCAACAGGAGCUCAUGAAAUACCAUACUAUGGAAACAUGUAUGUUAGUGACACCAUCAUCUGCAUAAUGCAGCUGGUGUCGUGGCUGUAUCGGACAUCGAUCUAUAUUCUUGUCUGCAUUCUGUACCAACUGAUUUGCCAUCUGCAAAUUCUUAAGCUCGAGGACUUUGCUCAAGUCUUCCAACAAGAAACCGAAGUGGGUUCCAUCUUACAGCAACAUCUCAAGAUCAGAAGAAGUCUCAAGGUCAUAAGUCAUCGAUUUCGGAAGUUCAUUUUGUCAUCUUUGAUUUUGGUUACUGCUAGUCAGUUGAUUUGCCUGCUCAUAACAACCCGAUCUAGUGCUAACAACAACAUAUUUGAGGCUGGAGAACUUUCAUUGUGCUCCAUUAUUCUUGUCUUAGGCCUCUUCAUAUGCCUGCGAAGCGCGACAAAGAUCACACACAAAGCACAGUCCAUUACAAGCCUAGCUGCAAAAUGGCAUGUAUGUGCAACAAUAAAUUCAUUUGAUGAGCUAGAUGGGGAGACUCCAACAACUCAAAUUACUUCCAACCGAGUGUACCCUGUCAACAUCGAUUGUGAAUUAGAUGAUGAGGAAGAUGAUGCAGAAGAUGAUUUGGACAACUCCAAGUUGGUUCCAGUUUUUGCGCAUACAAUCUCAUUCCAGAAGAGACAUGCUUUAGUGAUGUAUCUCGAAAACAACAGAGCUGGGAUUACGGUGUUUGGAUUCAUGCUGGACAGAACAGGACUCCAUGCUGUAUUUGGAGUUGAACUAGCUCUUCUACUCUGGUUACUCAAUAAGACAAUAGUGAGUUGGACGUGAAAGUGCUGAGACCUGGGUAACGAUCAUGAAAGCUCAAUCCUAGUCAGGCACCAGUACGAGGUCAGGCAAAGAUGCUUGUAAAAAUCUAAGCAUGCCUUGUUCAUACCUAUAUGUAAAGGUAGGAAAAUUUGUCCCAAUGAUUGUAUAUGCAAACAGUUUUUUACUAAGUUCAUACCUAAAUUUUUGUAGGUCUUUGAUUGUUGUUUAUAAGUGUUUCUUUUUAAUAACAACCUUUUAGCUAAUAAAAAGAACAAAUUCUAUCUCAG